Messenger RNA from Helobdella robusta, 1948 nucleotides. RefSeq lists its product as hypothetical. Lineage: Eukaryota; Metazoa; Annelida; Clitellata; Rhynchobdellida; Glossiphoniidae. Bases 146 to 1948 code for a protein of 600 amino acids. Gene Ontology annotation, molecular function: 3',5'-cyclic-nucleotide phosphodiesterase activity. Gene Ontology annotation, biological process: positive regulation of ERK1 and ERK2 cascade; signal transduction. The record is from RefSeq and is a predicted model, not a curated record. The transcript is spliced from 16 exons.
GUCGAAGCUGAUGACGACCUCUUCUUAAAAAACGUCACCAACUUACAUAUUACCAGACGGCUUUCUAUGUUUUAUUCAAAAAAGAUCAGGUGACAAAGUGAGCAGGUCUGUCUCCUAUCUACCUAUAUCCAAUCAAUAUGGGCAAAUGGAGUACGUCGUAGCAAUCCACAAUCCGACAUCAUCCAGCCAUGGCCAGCAGCAUCUCAGCCAGCAACAUCCGCAACUUACUGAAACUUCCUCCUUGCCUAUGUCAGCAGAUGGCAAGGGUGUGAGACCGCGCAAGGAAUCUGUCGUCAGAUUACCGUCAAUGAGUAUUGAAGCUCCCAUCACCAAGGUCAUAAACAUGAUUACCAACCUGCAAGAAACGUGUGAUGAUGAAGUUUCUGAUUCCUUGGAUCAAGUACUCGAUGUUUUAAGAUCCAGUGAAUUGUACGCCCCAUACUUCAACGAACAGGUCAAAGGUGACAAGUUCACCAUUGAACUUGUCGGGGGUCUAAUGACUAAAGACAAAGAUGCAUGGAAUACUAGAAGGAUAUCUCUUUCAAAGCGGCCAUCUUGUUCGCUGGAUCAGUCAUUACCAUCUAGGGCCUCUCUGCAUUCGAACUUGCACAACCACACGAACGCACAGCCUGACAUCGAAAGCUUGCUGGACGAGGAGGAGAAAUGGGAAUUUGAUAUCAUCAAACUUGAGAAGCUUACUUUAUUCAAACCUCUAUUCCACCUCGGCAUGCGGACCAUGCAGCGAUACGAAGUAACGGAGUUCCUUCAAAUCGACGAUACGACACUCUCCAACUGGCUACAACUCAUGGAGGCCAACUACCACCAGAACAACCCCUACCACAACUCCACCCACGCCGCUGACGUCAUGCACGCCACGUCAUACUUCCUGUCAUGUGAUCAAGUCAAGACUAUCUUCGACCACAUAGAUGAGGUGGCCUGCCUGAUCGCAGCUGCCAUUCACGAUCUAGACCACCCUGGCAAGACGAACUCAUACCUCGUGAAUUCCAAUGCAGAGCUCGCCUUCCUCUAUAAUGAUCUGUUAGUUUGGGAUAAUUUCAAGCAGUUGAGGCAGCAAGUCAUUGACAUGGUACUCGCCACUGAGAUGACCAAACACUUCGAACACCUCAACAGAUUUGUUAGCGUCAUCAAUCAAACUUCACUUCACGAUUGCAAAGACGCUGCGUUAUCAACAGUGGAGAACAGGGUGCUUGUGAAGAGGAUGCUGAUCAAAUGCGCUGAUGUAUCCAACCCAGCACGACCUCUCAACCUCUGCAAGGAGUGGGCGGUCAGGAUCGCCAAGGAGUAUUGCGAACAGACGGACGAGGAGAAGAACCGCGGUCUGCCUGUCGUUAUGCCUGUGUUCGACAGCAAGUCGUGCAACGUGCCCAAGUCCCAGACAAGCUUCAUAGACCUCUUCAUCAACGAUAUGUAUGAAACCUGGACCAAUUUCUGCAGUUUACCAGAAAUGCGCAAAUGCAUCAAAGAGAAUUAUCGGUACUGGAAGGAACUGGAGAGGAUAAAUUUGACGGAUGUUCAGGAGAAACAAUACAAACAAGAUCAACAACAACCACCACAUCAACCACAGCAGCCACAACAGCCACAACAGCCACAACAAAAAGAACAACAUUUACAACAGAAAGCUGUGCAACAAGAUAAACAUUCAUAUCAAGAUAGAGAAAAAUCGCAGCAGAACAUGCAUCAACCACAACAACCACAUCAUCAGCAGCAGCAACAACCUCAGCCCCAACGGCAGCCGCAAUCGCCGCUGCAGCAACUUCCAGAUCACGACAAACAUCAACGAAAUCAAGAGCAUCAUCCACAACAACAACACAAGCAAACAGAUCAACAAAGACACACGGACCAACAACCACAACAACAACCACAACCACAACAACAACAACAACAUCAACAACAUCAACAACAACAACAACAACAAACGAACAGCUAG